GAGCAGGAGGUGUAUCUGAGGAAGAAAAUUACUUUGGUCCGAGCCAUUUCACUGCAAAUUGGAACAAUAAUAGGCGGUGGGCUAUUCAUCUCUCCAAAAGGUGUUCUAAUAAAUUCUGGGAAUAUUGGGACAUCGCUCAUCAUCUGGGUGGCCAGUGGAAUACUUUCCAUGUGUGGAACUCUAUCUUAUGCAGAACUUGGAACAAGCAUUAAGAAAUCCGGUGGUCAUUACACCUACCUUCUGGAGACACUUGGUCCCUUACCAGCCUUUCUAGAGUUAUGGUCUGAGAUCAUUAUUAUCAGGCCAGCAAACAGUGCAGUUAUUUCCUUGGCAUUUGGACGAUACAUCAUCGAGCCCUUCUUUGCCCCUUGUGAAGCUCCAGUCUUGGCAAUAAAACUUGUGACUGCUGUUGGAGUUUCUCUGGUAGUGUUCUUAAACUGCUGGAGCGUGAGUUGGACUUUCCGGACUCAGACCAUCCUCAUGUACGCUAAGCUGGUAACGAUUGGACUGAUCAUCAUUCCAGGAAUGAUAGCUUUGGCCCAAGGUCACUCUGACAACUUCCAGAAUGCUUUUGAUAGCAGUUCUAUUACAUUGGACAGGAUCCCACUAGCUUUCUACUCUGGCAUGUAUGCUUACAGUGGCUGGUUUUAUAUCACCUUUGUCACAGAAGAGGUGGUUAAUCCAGAAAGGAAUAUUCCUCUGGCAGCAAUUUUUUCUCUGACACUUGUUACUGUGCUCUACCUGUUCACCAACAUGGCUUAUUACACAGUAUUGACAGCUGACGAGGUGUUGGCAUCUCCGGCAGUUGCUAUGACUUUUGGAUCUCACGUCCUAAAGGAGUUCUCCUCAGUGAUUUCAAUCCUCGUGGCCCUGGCAUGUGUUGGGACGCUAAACGGUGGGAUGUUUGCUAGUACCAGGGUGUUGUUUGUGGCUUCCAGAGAAAACCAGUGGCCAGUCCUCUUCUCCAUGAUCCACGUCCGAAACCAUGUUCCUCUUCCAGCUGUGCUUUUACUGUACCCACUGAUCAUGCUGAUGAUCUUCAUCGGAGAUCUGUAUGACUUGCUGAAUUUCUACAGCUUUCCCAACUGGCUCUUUAUGGGACUUGUAACCUUCGGCCUCAUCCGGCACCGCUACAAACAUCCCAAUCUGCCUCGGCCUUUCAAGGUUCCGAUCAUCUUUCCUGUCAUCUUUACUGUCGUGUGCCUGUUCAUUGUGACCAUGUCCCUUUACUCGGACCCUUUUAACACAGGGGUUGGCUGUGCCUUAACCCUAUCUGGCGUGCCUGUCUAUUACCUGACAGUGCAUAGAUCCCAAACACCAGCCUGCUGCAGAAGAGCAUUUUACUUCCUCACUGAGAAGCUGCAGAUCCUGAUGGAAGUGAUGCCUCAGGAAACUGACACACUGAGGGGCUGAGGAAGAGCGUACCACCACCAAACCACUGCAAGAAUCAUCUCAUAGUGCAAGUGUCCUCAUCUCAUCGUACGGAUAUGAUCACCUGAGACGCGUACUUUUUACUUUACCACAUCACAUCAGUCAGAUACUUAUUGAAACUAUUUAAAUAACUAAU
Messenger RNA from Callorhinchus milii (elephant shark), 1567 nucleotides. Its product is annotated as cystine/glutamate transporter. The transcript is spliced from 12 exons. Gene Ontology annotation, cellular component: membrane. Lineage: Eukaryota; Metazoa; Chordata; Chondrichthyes; Chimaeriformes; Callorhinchidae. The record is from RefSeq and is a predicted model, not a curated record. Gene Ontology annotation, molecular function: L-amino acid transmembrane transporter activity. Gene Ontology annotation, biological process: amino acid transmembrane transport. The annotation marks the transcript as partial.